This is a messenger RNA of Gymnodraco acuticeps, 1444 nucleotides long. It is a transcript of the gene nedd8, whose product is annotated as NEDD8 ubiquitin like modifier. The coding region runs from base 282 to 557 and encodes 91 amino acids. Lineage: Eukaryota; Metazoa; Chordata; Actinopteri; Perciformes; Bathydraconidae. The transcript is spliced from 4 exons. Gene Ontology annotation, cellular component: nucleus; cytoplasm. Gene Ontology annotation, molecular function: protein tag activity; ubiquitin protein ligase binding. The record is from RefSeq and is a predicted model, not a curated record. Gene Ontology annotation, biological process: modification-dependent protein catabolic process; protein neddylation; regulation of proteolysis.
AACAAAGUUGUGUUGUAACGUGGGAGGUACAACCUAUGGUACUAACAUUAGUGUUGUAUAAUUUAGAGGGCUAAUGCUGUGACUUUUAGGCGACAAAUAAAGCAAAUGCGACGACCAAAAUCAAGUUGAUGCGGAACUGUUGACAUUCAAACAAGAAGGAGGCAUCAUUCAGUGAAGAACACAGGAAACACCCAUUUACUUUUUAGAAGGGAUAACGAGUUUCCUCCCAAAAAUACUUGUCAUUAUUGCGCGAUCUCAUUCUGCUCCUGUUUAUUUACAAAAUGCUGAUUAAAGUAAAGACACUCACAGGCAAAGAGAUAGAGAUUGACAUUGAGCCCACAGAUAAGGUGGAGCGGAUUAAAGAAAGGGUGGAGGAGAAAGAAGGGAUCCCUCCACAGCAGCAGAGGUUGAUCUACAGUGGGAAACAGAUGAACGAUGAGAAAACAGCGGCAGACUAUAAAAUCCAGGGAGGCUCCGUUCUCCAUCUGGUACUUGCUCUGCGAGGAGGACAGCUGCUACACUUCACCAGAAACAUACAAUCGAAGAAUGCAUUGUAGUCAUUCCUUGGAAACCUGCUGUGCCUACAAUGAUCGGAUACACCGAAGACGUGCAGUUCUGCAGAGUCACCUGGCGGCAUUGUAGGCAACACUCAUUUGUAGAAAGCUCCCAGGUUCUACUUGUGGCAAACACGUACUGACAGCCACAAUAUGUUGGCUGCAAACACAUCUGUAACAAUGGGGAGACACUCCAUAUGUAAAAGGUGCCCUGGUUGAAAAGGCACAGUCAGAAUGAAACAAAGCUGUGGCUUAUUGCUGCAAUAGAAAACUGUAACGUCACCCUCUUUCUGCAUGUAAGCACAAGUCUUUGUCCCACUGAUGACAAAACAAACACAACAUAUACAGAUGCUCCAAGGAAACCCCGCCCCUGGAUUGCGGUCGUUUCCAGAACACAAACUAAGGUUGACUUUUUCAUCCAUGUUUUAUUACGUUUGAAAUUGCCCCAACUCACUUUGCUUAAUUAUUAGAGGCUACUGGGUUUAUGAGCAUAUCUAAAUUCAUUUUCUUGAGUAAAGCACCCAUGUUAGUUAGAAGCUGGACAACAGCGUAGUUAGACCUUCCAGCACUAAUUCAAAAUCAUGUACCACCGAAUCCAUUCAGUUGGAUAAUGUUUUACAUCAUUUCAUGUGAAUUGUAUUUGUUAAGAAAAUGUGUUGCGAUUUGCACAUUGUUCUAUUGCAAAAUGACAAGGAACGUACCAACUAUGGUGUUGUCUGACAAUGGGCUCAGUUUACAUGGAUAUUGUAAGGUUUGUGUGUUCAGAUAAGCAAUGUUUUGUUUCGGGAUUGCUGUGUCAGCGCCAUUAGACCCGACUACAGAAUCUAGUGACAAGGACCUAUGAUCUGGAUUUAUUUUUCAGUAAAAUAAACUCUUUUGAAAGCUGAAAA